GGAUUUUCAUUUACGGCAUCGAGCCGUCCUCACCCCUGAACAUUAGUCACAACGCACGCGAGCGACAAGCGGAACCAUGAUUGCUGCACCGAUACCGGUCAGGCCGUAUCUCGUUGCCGCAGCACCAGUCAUCGUCAAGCAUACCCCAACCCUGACAGAAGCAGUUGCUGCCAUAUCGCUUGAGGAACCUUUACCACGUUCCUCAGAUCCAGUCCAACACGAGAAACCCGGCAGUGAAGCCUUCGUUGGCUUGCGCGACGAGGCUUUGGAAGAGUUCUUGGGGAUUCUUCGACCCAAUCCUUUGUUGAGGCAAGGUCGCAGAUCCCACUCGACCACAACGUCCAGUGACUCCGGCUCGUGCUCCACCUCUGAAGGAUCGUCUCGCGCAAGCACAAGACCCCAUCCAUAUCGCCAACCACACCAUACUCACGCUCACCAUGCCCCCAAUGCAAAGCGCUCGGCGACGUCUGCGACAGGUGACCCGAGCGGUCAUUUCGAUCCCGCCGAUGGACACCGCCACCAGCACUCGCAUGAUCGCCGCCGCCGUAAGCAUCUCACAAUCGACAGCAGCGUUUUCAACCUCAAGCAUUACUCCCACAAUGAACCGUCAAGUUCUCUUUCGUUCGGACACCACCACCUCAUGCCCUCCCCAAUCUCACGUUCACACACUCGAAAUCCAUUUCUCCGGCAUGCCUCGUUGGAUACCCACUUCCAUACCUCCCGACGUGGAUCCCCAUCCUCAUCGCAAACAUGCUCUGAAGGAGUAUUAGAAGAUUCUUUCACGCCCCACUAUCUGGAGUCCGUGCCAGCCCUAACGUUAUGUAACCGAUUGCGCACGUCACCGAGCCGCUGCCUUUCUGUGCCUCCCCCGUCGUCCCCCCUGGAUGUAUGCGCGACAGAGGACAACACCACCCACUAGCGGAAAUUGCUUGGUUCAGCUUACAUGUCCACGAGGAAUAUGGUACGGUCGGACGGACGGCGGGCCGAACGUUACAAGUCGAUCAUUGUUGUAGACAGAAUGGGAGCAACGAUGCCCAUGCUCUUGACGAGCUGACAAACACCUAGUAUCUCCCUUCGAGAUUGUAUACCCUUGGAUUGGGUUGUCAUUUUGCUUUACUCUGAUACGCCAAAAUUUACCUCAUCAUAGAUGAUUUACCCCAAAAUUGGGGAAACUUCGUUCUUCGUCUAAUCAGUACCAUUAUAUCUUGUAUCUAUGCCCAGCUUUUACACACGCCCCUGAUGUUGUGCUCCUAUGAUGUUACUAACCAUUUCCCUAUCUUCGAUCCCCUCUAUUCCUCUGUCCUCUCAAUGACCAAAUCCAUUGCUUAAACUACGGCGUCCAACCUGAAAUGAAAUGGCAAUGAUC
This is a messenger RNA of Cantharellus anzutake, 1366 nucleotides long. RefSeq lists its product as uncharacterized. The coding region runs from base 77 to 919 and encodes 280 amino acids. NCBI's taxonomy places the organism in Eukaryota, Fungi, Basidiomycota, Agaricomycetes, Cantharellales, Hydnaceae. The record is from RefSeq and is a predicted model, not a curated record. The transcript is spliced from 3 exons.